Molecule: messenger RNA, 2693 nt
Organism: Calliphora vicina (urban bluebottle blowfly)
Lineage: Eukaryota; Metazoa; Arthropoda; Insecta; Diptera; Calliphoridae
Gene: Notum
Product: palmitoleoyl-protein carboxylesterase notum
Exons: 4
Coding region: 18-2369 (783 amino acids)
Molecular function (GO): hydrolase activity
Source: RefSeq, a predicted model, not a curated record
AAGCCUAAUUAUCAAUUAUGUUGAAUAGCAGCGAAAUUAAACAUAAAUUGUUUAACAAUUCUCAUCUACCAAUGAAUACAAAAUCUCAAAAACGGAUUAAACAUUUAAAUUAUAAGACACAAACCUUUAACACCUCAUUCCAAACAAAAGCCAUAUACCAAAUGGAUUCUACAACAUAUUCCACCAUAACCAGCAGCAACACUCAAUCAUUAAUAGCAGCAGCCAUCACCACAUCGUCAUGUACGUGUAGAAACAAAGCCGCAGCAACAACAUUAUACCACAAAUCUACUACACUAUCCACACGCCUCAUUAACCUGUCCUACAUACUCCUGCUGGCCACUAUACUCCCUUUAAUAUACACCAAAAAUAUUGUGGUUACAGCAGCACCCUCCCACCAAAGUAACACACCCCCCUUAACGGAGGCAGAAUCACUGGUAACAAAAACAGCCGCCUUGAAUACAUUAAAUUCCACAGCGAUGGCCUUAAUGGAACUGCAGCAACAAACUGUUAAAAUCAAUUCCGUCCAGACGACACAACCGGGUGUUGUUGCGUCCACGCCCCAUCCAGAACAUAGUAGAGCUUUAAAAAAGGCCUGGUUAUCGAAUCGUACUAUAGUUUGUAAUGAUGGCACAGCGGCUGGUUUCUAUUUGCGUAAAAAUCCCAACUCCAAAAAAUGGAUUGUGUUUUUGGAGGGCGGCUGGCAUUGUUAUGAUAAGAAAACUUGUAGGUCCCGUUGGAAUAGACUGAGACAUUUGAUGACCUCCACCGAUUGGCCAGAGACAAGAGAUGUUGGUGGCAUUUUAUCAGCUUCUCCCGAAGAAAAUCCCUACUGGCAUAGUGCCAAUCAUGUAUUAGUACCCUAUUGCAGCAGUGAUUCCUGGUCUGGAACUAAGGACACUUUUGAAUCAAAUGAAUUUAACUUUAGGUUUAUGGGUGCCUUGAUUUUAAAACAAGUUAUUGCCGAUCUUAUACCCAUGGGCCUAGGCAGAGUACCAGGUGCAGAACUUUUGCUGGUCGGUUCUUCGGCUGGUGGUUUAGGUGUUAUGCUGAAUCUGGAUCGCAUAACAAAUUAUUUGCAACAAGAACGUAAUCUGCAAGUUACAGUGAGAGGUGUCAGUGAUUCGGGUUGGUUUUUGGAUAGAGAACCUUAUACACCCUCAGCUGUAGCCUCCAGUGAGGCCGUAAGACAGGGUUGGUCUCUAUGGAAGGGACAGCUGCCAGAAGCCUGUGUUGAACAGCAUAAAUCUGAACCUUGGCGUUGUUAUUUCGGCUAUCGUCUUUAUCCCACUUUAAAAGCUCCUUUGUUUGUGUUCCAAUGGCUAUUCGAUGAAGCUCAAAUGAGAGCUGACAAUGUAGCUGCGCCCGUUACUCCCCACCAAUGGAAUUAUAUACAUGCUAUGGGCGGAGCCUUACGCUCUUCUUUGGACAAUGUUACUGCAGUUUUCGCUCCUUCCUGCAUAGGUCAUGCUGUACUCUCUAAACGCGAUUGGACUGCAUUAAAAAUCGAUGAUAUUUCACUGCCCACAGCUUUAAGGUGCUGGGAACAUUCCACCAGACAACGCAAGAAGCGUCAUGAUAAAUUGAAACGUUCCACUGAGGCCACCAUUACCCACAAGGACAACAACAAGAGAAGACAUGAGAAACAGCACAAGGACAAACAACGGGAGAAGAAAAAGAAAAACAAUAAUAACAGCAACAGCAACAACAAUAACAAUAAUGGAGAGAAAAAACGUUUGACCAAAGCCGAAAGAGAAGAACGCAAACGUUUAAGACAUGAACAGCAAAAACGUAGAGAAGAAAGACGCAAUCGCCGCAAGAACAAUGUGGUGGCCUUCCAUGAAAGCAAUCUUACCAAUUCCUUACGUUUAAAUGAAAACUCCACCGAUGCUCAGGACCAGGACAAUCAUACUCAGCAGCAACGUAAACUCAACAAAAACAAACGCAAUGAAUUGGACAAACAAAAGAGAAAUCAUAAUAAACAAAAGAAACGUCAACGCAGAAAGAAGGAGCACAAUUCAGGGGAUAACCAACAACCCGAGAGGGAAUUACAAAAGGAACAGCCAUUGCCGGAGGUAGUGGAAAAGCGUACCAAUACAGCCAAUAAAAUUAAUAGACGCAGUGGUGUGCCUCGAGUGCCAGAAAGAUGUUCACUACGCCUGUUGGAACGCUGCAGUUGGCCCCAGUGCAAUAACUCCUGUCCCACCCUUACGAAUCCGGUAACGGGCGAAGAAAUGAGAUUUCUCGAAUUAUUGGCUUCCUUUGGCCUGGAUAUUGAAGCUGUGGCAGCUGCUUUGGGCGUGGACAUGCAAACUCUUAACAACAUGGAUCGCACCGAAUUGGUGAACAUGUUAACGCAGCAGGUCAGCUGAUCAAAAGAUUAUACUCGAACUGGGAGAGCAUAGUAAACUCCUGGGGGUUAAAUCAUAUUUGAGAUUAAGACAAGAGCUUAUAAAGAGAGUGUUUAGAAAAAGAGCUCUAUCCAAUAGGGGGUUUGCCAAAAGCUUUUUAACAGACUAGCAAGCCUUGUAAGAAUAUUACCAAGUAAUCACUUAACAAAUCUAAAGCCUACUAAAUGCAAAAUAUAGUUGUAUAUAUGUAAAUAACUAAACUACAUUUUAAGUACUUAAAAGUUCAAAUUAGUAAAGUAAGUUUAGCAAAUAAGCUUUAGCAAUUAAGAGAGAAAUGUAAAUAGA